UGACGCUGCUGUGUAGAUGGCGCUUCUCUCUUGACAAAAGCAAAAAAUAGAACUUCCAGUGACUGUUAACCUAUUAUCAAUCUGAUUUAAUAAAUAUACGAGUCAUCGUUCCCAACAUGUCCUUAUCAGGUUAUGGGUCGCAACAAGUAACCCUGGAAAAUUCCAUUCGUGAUAAAACCUUUUCAAUAAUAUUUUUUUGUUCCAAAUCUAUACUUAGAAGUUACGUAAACUUACUCCCUACGUUAUUGGUUCUGGACCCGUAUAAAUUCCGAAAGCAACUCUUGGGUUCAUUCAGUAAGGUACCAACUGUCAUAUAGUAUAGACGGUUCUUGCUCCUGGUGAGUCUUCAACAGUUAGUUAUUAACAAAGAUAUACCAGUACGUCAUCGACGAACAAAUCUUGGAGUAACGUUCACUGCCAUCUGCAACACAAUCAUCAUGACUGAUCGUCCUGAAGGUCCUGGAAAAGAAAAAGGACAGGGCAAAGGAGGGAAAGGAUUGGGCAAAGGAAGGAAAGGAUUGGGCAAAGGAGGGAAAGGAUUGGGAAAAGGAGGCGUUAAGCGUCAUCGCAGACCUCUUCGAGAUAACAUCCAAGGAAUCACCAAGCCAGCUAUCCGUCGUCUGGCUCGUCGUGGUGGAGUCAAGCGUAUCUCUGGAUUGGUCUAUGAAGAGAUUCGUGAUAUUUUACAGAUUUUCCUCAAGACCGUUAUUCAAGAUGCUUACCACUAUACCAUGCAUGCUAAACGUAACACUGUCACCUCCAUGGAUAUCGUCUAUGCAUUGAAACGUCAAGGCCGUAUGAUCUACGGUUUUGGAGGUUAAUCUUCCAAUCAAACUUCGAAUGAAAGAAUCAACGUUACAAACGUGUUUGAGGUGUGCAAAAACUCAAACAUUUCAACUGAAUGUAAACUCAAA
Messenger RNA from Cotesia glomerata, 914 nucleotides. Its product is annotated as histone H4-like. The transcript has a single exon. Lineage: Eukaryota; Metazoa; Arthropoda; Insecta; Hymenoptera; Braconidae. Gene Ontology annotation, biological process: nucleosome assembly. Gene Ontology annotation, molecular function: protein heterodimerization activity; structural constituent of chromatin; DNA binding. The record is from RefSeq and is a predicted model, not a curated record. The coding region runs from base 438 to 821 and encodes 127 amino acids.